AUGGCGGAGGCGGAGUUGACGGACUUUGCGGACGAUGCGCUCAAGUUCGAGACAUACGAGCAGUACCUUGACUCACAGAUCUCUCCGAUGGACAUUUAUUACCUCGAAGACCAAGACCUGGCUCGAGAUUUGGUAGAGCUUGGGUACCGAGGGAGUGGAGAAACUCUGAAGCGGGAAGAAUUCGAAGCAAGGAAGAAAGCUGCGGAGGAAGCAAAGGCCUCAAAGCUGCGAAAUGCGCCGAAGAAACUAGCCAGCGCAGACAAAGACCUCUCCCACUUUCCAUUCCUACACAGCCUGGCAGAAAGAGAAGAUUUGGUGAGGAACGGCAAGCUGACGUCAAUCAUCUUUCUUCGAGACAAGAACUCAAAGGGACAGGAGGUGUCAGGAUACAUCGACUAUGCUCAUCGACUAAAGACAGAGGACUUUGAGCCCUACUUCGACCGAAAGAAGAAGCUGAUGCCCAAACCAUCGGACUUGAGCUACUACAACUGGGAGACUCAACAUUCUACCUCCAACUCCACACCAAACUUUCAGGUGAUAGCAGACAAUGAAGCAGGUCUUCUCUUCAAGAAUAAGAGAGACAGAAAGGUGAUCAACGUCGAUCCCAAGAGUCUACCGGGAGACAACUCGAGAAGGAUUGAGAUCAAGACCAACGAGUACGCGCAGGUUGUCAUUUACGACCACGUGACCAGGAGGAAGACUUAGAUCUACAACUAACUCCACAACCUCCUCCCCCUCCUCCUCCUCCCCCUCCUCCUCCUCUGCCUUCCCUCCACUCUACCGCCGCCGCCGCCGCCGCUCUCAUUGCCUCGCUAUCUUUGUCGUCGCCCUCGUCCUCGUCGCCAUUACCCUUGUCUCCCCUUGGCUACAUGCCCUUCUUCUUUCCCCCGCAGAAUGCCUUGAGUACACGUUUGAAUCUCCGC
Messenger RNA from Guillardia theta CCMP2712, 923 nucleotides. RefSeq lists its product as hypothetical. The record is from RefSeq and is a predicted model, not a curated record. The transcript has 8 exons. NCBI's taxonomy places the organism in Eukaryota, Cryptophyceae, Pyrenomonadales, Geminigeraceae. Bases 1 to 705 code for a protein of 234 amino acids.